This is a messenger RNA of Anopheles arabiensis, 2189 nucleotides long. Its product is annotated as L-lactate dehydrogenase. Gene Ontology annotation, molecular function: L-lactate dehydrogenase (NAD+) activity. Gene Ontology annotation, biological process: carboxylic acid metabolic process. Gene Ontology annotation, cellular component: cytoplasm. The record is from RefSeq and is a predicted model, not a curated record. The transcript has 5 exons. NCBI's taxonomy places the organism in Eukaryota, Metazoa, Arthropoda, Insecta, Diptera, Culicidae. The coding region runs from base 367 to 1365 and encodes 332 amino acids.
AGGAAGCAUACCGUUCCAUCCAUCGUACGCUUGUCCGCGCUCUGCGCUCAUUUCUGCACAUACGGUACCUUUCUUUGAGCGAUGAGACUGGUUGGGAGGGGAACAGAGAAUCCCACCGAUACCAAAGGUCACCUUCAAAAGCGCGCCCUGAGCCGACGCACUCUCGGUUUCGGAUAUCGACGGAACGCGUCGAGGUCAGUACAAAUAUUCCAUCGUCGGCCGCGUCAGGGUGCACACACGAAUAGUGACUCCGUCAUCGGUGCUACAUUCCGGUAGUUUCCAUCAGUUAGCAAUUAAAACUCCUACGGUGAAUUACACCUACGUUUAAAUUCCCCUUUCUACAACACAGUUCUACAGUUCGUCAAAAUGUCUGAAGUGAAAGCUAAGCUGCUUACCCAGAUUGCCGAACCGAUGACCUCGUCUGGCAACAAGGUCACCGUUGUCGGUAUUGGCCAAGUCGGCAUGGCCUGUGCAUUCAGUAUUCUAACCCAGAAUGUGUCCAGUGAGGUUGCUCUCAUUGAUGUCAACGCAGACAAACUGCAGGGUGAAAUGAUGGAUCUGCAGCAUGGCUCUGCCUUCAUGAAGAACGCUCACGUCAGUGCAGGCACCGAUUUUUCUGUCUCUGCUGGCUCUCGUUUGAUCGUCAUUACGGCCGGCGUGCGUCAGAAGGAGGGCGAAAGCCGACUAGACCUUGUCCAGCGUAAUACCGACAUCCUGAAGGGUAUUAUCCCCAAGCUGGUCGCCCAAAGCCCGGACUGCAUUCUGUUGGUCGUCUCCAACCCGGUCGAUAUCCUUACCUACGUUGCAUGGAAAUUGAGUGGACUGCCCAAGAACCGUGUCAUUGGUUCCGGCACCAACCUUGACUCGUCCCGCUUCCGCUUCCUGAUGUCGCAAAAGCUGGGCGUCGCUCCCACCUCGUGCCACGGUUGGAUCAUCGGCGAGCACGGUGACAGCAGCGUGCCAGUGUGGUCCGGUGUGAACGUGGCCGGUGUUCGUUUGGCCGAAAUUAACCCAAGCAUCGGUACCGAUGCCGAUACAGAAAAGUGGGGUGAUCUGCAUCAUCAUGUUGUUAACAGCGCGUACGAAGUCAUUCGUCUGAAGGGCUAUACAUCCUGGGCUAUUGGGCUUAGCGUAGCUUCCCUAGCGUCUGCUAUUUUGCGGAACACUUACAACGUCCAUGCCGUUUCGACGCUGGUUAAGGGUGAGCACGGAAUUGAUGACGAAGUCUAUCUAUCGCUGCCAUGCGUGCUGGGCCGUAACGGCGUUAGCCACGUGGUGAAGCAAAUUCUUACGCCAGAAGAAACGAAGAAGCUGCAGGCAUCCGCCACCCUGAUGGCGCAAGUUCAGUCUGGAAUCAAAUUCUAAGCACUUCGAUUGCCAUAGCUAAGGCUAAAAAUGUUAUUUAUUGUCAAAACCAAAACGUACGUUAAGCUAGCUACAAACAAGCACUGAAGCAUCUGAUCCCUUCUCUGUCCAGUGUCGGAUCAUUAAGCCCCCGCACCACGCGUUAGGAAAUAAUUCAAUUGCACGAUCCAUAAAUGUCCUUUUGCCUCCCAAGAACAAAUGAUAUACAACAAAUAAAAUGAUAGAAAUAUUGCAGAGUGCAUUUCAUUUCACUCAGAAAAACAGCACAUCCUCCAGGGAUUAACUGACCGGGUAUUGUACUGUUCUUGUAGGUAUUACAAACAACUAAUCUAGAAUGCAAAAAGUGACCGUAAAUGGGAUCGAUUUGAACCUAAAUGUGUAGAAUAAAUUUAGGCAACCAUUAGAAAAUUGUGUAAACUAACAAUGCAAACAAACUGCAUUUGAAAACAAAAACCAGCAAAAAACACACCACCCUACCUCGACUAGUGUUUAGGAGUCUCACAACAAUAUGGUAAUUCGGUUAUACACAUUGAUUGGAAGCGAGCGAAUUGGCCGUCAUUCGAACCCUUCUCACUCUACUCUGCACUUUGAUGCAACCCGAGAUUACGAAAUUGUUGAGCUCAUACGCAAAAAAAUUGAAAAUCAAACCCUUUUAAACUAGAAAUUUUAAUCUACUACUAGCAUCAAAUUUUCAGAUACAACGUACGAUGAGAAAUUCUGCAAAAUAAAUUAUUGUGAAGAAAACCCAGCAUCAAAAUUCAAGAACCCUGAUAUUGAAAAGAAAAUGAAAAAUUUUAGAUAUGAAUAAAAUAACCAUUUAAUAA